Rangifer tarandus platyrhynchus (Svalbard reindeer) is the source of this 546-nucleotide messenger RNA. The record is from the annotation of a GenBank genome assembly. NCBI's taxonomy places the organism in Eukaryota, Metazoa, Chordata, Mammalia, Artiodactyla, Cervidae.
AUGGAGAACGGGGAGGUCUACAGAGCCACCACCGAGGCGCACCCGGGCCCUGGCAGAGGCCCCCGGAGCGGCCUCGCCGCCUACUUCACCCUGAGCCGGCUCACGGGGUUCCGGCGACUCAAACUGCUGGAGCUGGUGCUGUCUCUCCUGGCCUUCAUCUGUGAGGAGGUGGUCUCGCAGUGCACCUUGUGUGGGGGACUCUACUUCUUUGAGUUCGUCAGCUGCAGCGCCUUCCUGCUGAGUCUGCUUAUACUGAUCGUUUACUGCACGCCGGUGUACGACCGAGUCGAUCCCGCGAAAGUCAAGUCAUCGGAUUUCUUUAUUACUCUGGGCACAGGACUGGUACUCCUGGUGGCAUCCAUCAUUUUCGCUCUGACACAUGACAACACCAUAACUGAAAUUGCUGCAAUUGUGUUUGGAUUUCUAGCAAGUCUUGCAUACCUGACUGACUUCUCCUUUAUGCUCCGUGAAAAAUGUAAGGAGCCGCAGCAGAGAAAAGGGGACGCCGCCGUGAGGAGAGAGUACACCGAACCUUUGAAUGCUUAG